AUGGCUAUCUCCCGAACAUCCGAUUGUUGUGAAGAAAUCAAACUUUGGAUGACCAACAAUAAGCUACAGCUGAACGCUGAGAAAACUGAAGCAAUUCUCAUUGGUCCAUCACAGAGGCGCUGCAAAUCAACAGCAUCAACAACGAAUCUCCAGAAGGCCUACCAGGACGAUGACGAGAUCAAGAGGUUCGUCCGGAGAUGUGCCGUCUUGCCUUUGGUGCCAGCACAGGAGGUAGAGGACCUGUGGCUGGAUACCUUGGCGACGAUGCCAGAUGAUGACCGGUGCCGACAACUCGGGGACUACAUGACCAACUUCUGGGUGGAGGGAGAUCUGCACAUGACGCAAUGGAACCACCACAACUCAGAUGGGCCAAGAACAAACAACCACCUAGAAGGAUGGCAUUCCCGCCUGAAGAAAUACGUCGGCAAGGCUCAUCCAAACAUUUUCGAGAUUGUGUCCUUCUUGUCACGUGAACAGACCAACACCGAAAACAAGCUAGUCCAGUAUGCUGCUGGCCAGAAGCGUCCCUCCAAAAAGAGGAAAUACAGGAAUUUGGAGCGGCGACUGGAUAACAUCUGUCACCAGCUUGAACAAGGAACACUGUCCGUGAGGCAGUUUGCUGAUUCAGCAUCCCACCUAUUCGUUUAGGUUAAAAUCUUUGAAAAAAUGUAUGCUAUAU
This is a messenger RNA of Haliotis rubra (blacklip abalone), 679 nucleotides long. RefSeq lists its product as uncharacterized. Lineage: Eukaryota; Metazoa; Mollusca; Gastropoda; Lepetellida; Haliotidae. Bases 1 to 648 code for a protein of 215 amino acids. The record is from RefSeq and is a predicted model, not a curated record. The transcript has 3 exons.